Seriola aureovittata is the source of this 2434-nucleotide messenger RNA. It is a transcript of the gene wdr13, whose product is annotated as WD repeat domain 13. The transcript has 10 exons. NCBI's taxonomy places the organism in Eukaryota, Metazoa, Chordata, Actinopteri, Carangiformes, Carangidae. Gene Ontology annotation, cellular component: nucleus. Gene Ontology annotation, molecular function: promoter-specific chromatin binding; protein binding. Bases 183 to 1631 code for a protein of 482 amino acids. The record is from RefSeq and is a predicted model, not a curated record.
GUAAACAAUAAAUGUAAACGCUGUGAAUCAUCAUGUGAAUUCAUGUGGCUCCAUAUCAGUUAUAGUGGGCUGGUUACACUGCGUCAUGUGACCUGACGGGGAAAAAAAAGCAGCGAUGGAGAAAAGCUAAGGAAGGGAUCUGCCCUGGCAGUGGCUUCAUCUUUACCCAGAGUGCUUGUGGAAUGGCAGCAGUUUGGCAGCAGGUUUUGGCAGUGGACGCAAGGUACAAUGCUUACCGCACGCCUACGUUCCCACAGUUCCGAACUCAGUACAUCCGCCGACGCAGCCAGCUGCUCAGAGAGAACGCCAAGUGUGGCUUUGAGCCAGGGCUGCGCAGGCAGUACCUGAAGCUGCGCAGUCAGCUGCUGGCCCUGCGCUACGGGCCCCUGUCUGAGCAGAGCAGCUUCAGGGCCAGCAGUGUGCGCAGCUCCCGAACCACACUGGACCGCAUGGAGGACUUUGAGGAGGACCCCCGCGCCCAAGGGGCUCGUGGUCACCGCCGGUCCGUCAGCAGAGGCUCCUACCAGCUACAGGCCCAGAUGAACAGAGCCGUCUAUGAUGAGAGGCCUCCGGGCAGUUUGGUGCCCACCUCAGUGGCAGAGGCCAGUCGUGCCAUGGCAGGGGACACAACCUUGAGUGAAAAUUAUGCUUUUGCUGGCAUGCACCACAUAUUUGACCAACAUGUAGACUCUGCUGUUCCACGGCUGCAGUUUGCCAAUGAUGACAAACACCUCCUUGCUUGCUGCUCACUGGAUGGCACCCUGUCCAUCAUGACGCUGUCCCCGCCUCCUGCCAGUGUGAAGGUGACACUCAAAGGUCACGGAGGUCCCGUCACAGAUUUUGCUUGGUCUCUGAGCAAUGACAUCAUCGUGUCAACAUCGCUGGACGGGACUCUGCGUAUCUGGAACACAGAGGAUGGUCGUUGCAUCAGAGAGGUCAGAGACCCAGAAUCCAGCGAGUUGCUCUGCUGCACUUUCCAGCCCAUGAAUAACAAUCUUACUGUGGUGGGAAACAGCAAGCACCACCUGCAGGUGGUGAACAUCUCCACUGGGAAGAAGGUGAAGGGGGGCUCCAGUAAGCUGACAGGCCGCGUGCUGUCUCUCUCCUUUGAUGCUCCGGGCAGGAUCCUUUGGGCUGGCGAUGACAGGGGGAGCAUCUUCUCCUUCCUCUUUGACAUGGCCACAGGGAAGCUGACCAAAGCCAAGCGUCUGGUGGUGAACGAAGGCAGCUCCAUCUGCAGCAUAUCUGCUCGGUCCUGGAUUAGUCGAGAGGCCAGAGACCCCUCCCUGCUGGUCAAUGCCUGUGUCAAUAAGCUGCUGCUUUACAGGGUGGUGGACAAUGAGGGCACGCUACAGCUGAAGAGAAGCUUCCCUAUCCAGCAUGGUUCCCAGCUCGUUCAUAGCAUCUUCUGCCCCCUUAUGUCUUUCAGACAGGGAGCCUGUGUGGUGACGGGCAGUGAGGAUGCCUGUGUCUACUUCUUCGACGUCGAACGCAACACGAAGGCGAUAGUGAAUAAGCUGCAGGGUCACGGGGGACCGGUGCUAGACGUCAGCUUCAACUGUGACGAGAGUUUACUGGCAUCUGCUGAUUCCACCGGCAUGGUCAUCAUCUGGAGGCGGGAGCAGAAGUGACUGAUCCACCGAUGAAAUGCUUCCAUCCACUUCCAUACAAAAGGCCUGCUGCUCCUUAACCGUCCAAUAACAAGUCUGUAGAUUUUCACUGGAAUGUAACAGGCUGCAUUAAACGUUUAAUGUAAUGAUACUCAAGUGCAAUCAGAUAGAACACCAUGCUGUGUAGGUGGUAGGGAUGUCUUAGAUAUUCAACGGGUGGAGGGGGGCGGGUUGUGUGUGUGCGCGCAUAUACAUAUAUAUAUAUGUGUGUGUGUGUGUGUGUGUGUGUGUGUGUGUGUGUGUGUGUGUGUAUGUGUGUCAGUACUCCUACAGCUGCAGCUGAGAAAUUGCCUUUCAACAAAGAAAGAAAAAGCACUACUCCCAUGCAUGUGUCAUGGCUUACCUCCGACUCGUACAGAAAUUACUGAAUUCAUGUGAAAGGGAUGCAACGUAAUGUUCCUGAGAAACCAACACUUUAUAUCACACCGACAGUCCCUCUGGCAUAGAUCUAGUUCACUAUUUAUGUAACGGUUAUUCAAGCAGUGUAAUCAAGUGUAGUAAAACCGCCUUAUUUUGCUUUCAGUUCUGCAAUUGCCUGUUUGCAUUUGAAACCAUGUGCAUGACACUGAACUCAGAAUCAAUCUUAGGCAUAUCAAAUUGAUCAUAACAGAAAAGAUAAAAGUGUGUUUUUAAGUAUGUGUUUGUAUACCUGUGUGUGUGUGUGUGUGUGUGUAUGCGCGUGUGUGUUUGUGUGUUUUUUCUGUUCAUGCUGGUUGCAGAUAAUUUAUUUAACGCACAUACAGAAUAAACUACUGUAACUGUCA